Molecule: messenger RNA, 2636 nt
Organism: Sycon ciliatum
Lineage: Eukaryota; Metazoa; Porifera; Calcarea; Leucosolenida; Sycettidae
Exons: 2
Coding region: 352-1740 (462 amino acids)
Molecular function (GO): acid phosphatase activity
Source: RefSeq, a predicted model, not a curated record
UUACUGUCAUUGACGGUAACAUGGUAGCUAACACAGUACUAAUAAACACAACACAGUAGGGCUUUUUUUAUGAAAGUAAACUGUCUUGUAAUAUGGCUGUGUGUGACACCAGAAAAAGGCAGAAGGUCUUCUCCAAGUAAUUUUCGUCUGGUGAUCGAUUCAGUUCGUGAAACUCAGAGUUACGAAACCGCAACUGCUCGUUCUUCUGCCAUUGUAUUCCGCUCUUCGCCCUCUGCGGACGGUGGAUGAACUUCACAUGGUAUUCGUGACGCCUACAUAUUUGUAGCUGAGUUUGUCCGUUACUUGCGUGUACAGACAGUGCAGACUGCCAUCAUCAGCUCGAUCUCGUGCAUGUGUGCGCGACUCUCCUUUGUUUCUCGGUCCCGCUCCCUAGCUAGGGCCGGUAGGGUCAGUCGCAACGACGUACCCACAAAUACACGUAAUUGGCUACGAAGCAUGGCGUUACCGAAAUUGGUGGCUCUGGACUUGGACGACACCGUGUGGCAUCCCGACAUGAUAGAUCUGGCCUCAGCCAACGGCGGACCUCCGUUCACAGCCGUUGGCGAUGGGACGCGCUUGCUGAACGACAAUUUUGGCCACCAAGUGAAGCUGCUCGGUGCGGCAGGAAACGUGGUGCAUGAGAUCAAACACGAUCGGAGAUGGACGCAGCAAGACACGAAGCUAGUGUGGGUGUCCAUGUGUGAUGAGCCGGAAUGGGCGCAGCUGGCACUCGGAAAGUUCAUGGCAACGCCAUGGGCCGGCAGUACGGCAGAACGGGCUGAAGGUGAAGAUAGCCAUUCGUCGUGCACUCCUGCUGCAGCCAGAUCCGAUGAUGAUGCACCACCUCUGAAUGCUCAAACAGGUGUUCCAAUGGGAACCCUAGCCGACGCGUCGUACAUCUACGACUCGAGCAGCAAGAUCCGCCACUUCCAGCAGGUCCAGGAAGAGUUCCAGAUUCCAUUUGAGGAGAUGAUGUUCUUCGAUAACAUGCGUUAUCACGUCCAGGACGUAGCUCGCAUCGGCGUGCACUGUGUGCAUUGCCCUGAUGGACUGACUAAGGAGAAAUGGCUUCAAGGGCUGGAUGAGUACGCUGCAAGGAAAGAGACAACUGUUGGUCAGAGAGUUGCUUCUCUUCUGGCUUGUGCAGUAUCCUCUUGUUCAGCCUUUGGUCGAGCUGUAAUGAUGGCGUUGCCAAAGCUUGUGGCACUGGAUUUAGACGGCACGGUGUGGCAUCCAGACAUGUACAUGCUCUGGGGUGGAGGUGCCCCGUUCACGGUGGAGGGCGACGGCACGCGUCGGCUGAAGGAUCGAAGCGGCCAGCACGUUGAGCUGCUGGGCAUUGCCGGUCACAUCAUACAUGAAGUAAAACACGAGCCGAAAUGGACCGAACAGGAUACCAAGCUGGUGUGGGUGUCGACGUGUGACGAGCCUAGCUGGGCAGACGAGUGCCUGCAUAAGUUCAACGCCACGCCGCAGGGCAAGAAAGAGCCACGUAUUCCAUUAAAGCAGCUAGCAGAUGGCGAGUACAUCUACUCUGCCGCGUCGAAGCAAGACCACUUCAAGCGCGUCAAGCGCGAGUUUGGCAUUCCGUUUGAAGAGAUGAUAUUCUACGACAAUCAGAUGAACAACAUCAGCUCGGUAUCACGGCUCGGCGUGCACUGCGUCUACUGUCCAGAUGGCCUCACGAAGAGUGUGUGGCAGAAGGGACUGGAUGAGUAUGGCAAGAAGCAUGCUGCUUAACUGAGUUCACACUGAUGGAUUUGUUGUGGUGUGAUGUCGCAGAGGCGUAAAUGCGAAUCGCUGUAUUUCCUUUCGAGUAUGAUCUCUGCAUUGGAUUCUAUGCGGCAUUGCAAGGGCUAUUCGCUCUAGCACGGCUACUGGCAGAAGGGAUAUUAAUUAAUUUAUCUAGACAAUGAUUGCAGUUCAGCCAGCAUGUCGUUGCAUGUAUGCCUUGCCCAGUCCCAGUGUGGAUGUGCAAGCAUAGUUGGCGAUCAACAGCAAUCUAAUUUGCCCGACGGAAGCCCAACAGAGCCGUCUGGUGUUGGCGGCACAAUGAUGUAUGCGGGUAUCUUUGGCUCCAUUCCAGCUUGCGUAUCUGUCCUGCCUUUAGAAAAUGCUACAAGUUUGAGUUAUUAUGUUGAGAGGUCCCUGCAUGUACUGUGUUGACAAUUUUUUUUUUUAAAGUUUAGCAAUACCCUGAGUUUCAACACAAAGCAGCUAUUUGAAGAAUAUUAAAGGCAACUGUUGCCUUGCUUUUUUUUACGUUCUUUGCUUGUUCUAUGAGGCCUGUGGGUUUAAUUUUGUUCGUAGGAACCCAUUUCAUGAGCUUUGAUGGUGCUCGCUUCUGUUCAGUGUCGAGGCCGACGCUGAACAUCUGCAUGUAUGUAAGUACAUGUUUGUAGAGCGCUUCAGCCCGGAAAUACUGUUGGGAAAUUCCGCCAAGCUGCACUGCAUGCGGGUCUCUUGCUCUCUCUCAUGUGCUGUGCGCGUAUCUCAUUUAUGCCACGUGGACAAUGUUUGCAGCGGUAGUCUUGAUAUGCUAUGUGGCGUCAUUAUGGAGCAUGACUUGAUUGUGUAGCUGCUGCUUUUUUCUUCUUUUUCUGAAUAUGCUCAGAGUAGAGUAUGCGUGUAGCUUA